Closterium sp. NIES-65 is the source of this 1128-nucleotide messenger RNA. The record is from the annotation of a GenBank genome assembly. Lineage: Eukaryota; Viridiplantae; Streptophyta; Zygnematophyceae; Desmidiales; Closteriaceae.
AUGUACAUCACCCUCUACUACCUAGUCACCCGGCUCCCUGACUCCCUUCGCUCGGUCAGGGACCACUUCCUCUCUGUUUGCCCCACCACACUCACCGUUGACCUCCUCGAGGAGCGCCUCCUGGCAGCUGAGAAGAGUAUAGUCGCUGUAGGAGCCUCUCGUGGUGACCCUUGUACCCCCUUCUUUGAGGGAUGCUCCCCCUCCCCCCUUUUGCCCUCUGUUGCCUCUGCUGCUGCUGUCGACCUCGUUGGCACCGAGUCGGUCGGCGCUGCGUCUGCCCCUAGCGGGAGACGCCGCAACGGCAAGGCCAAGGGGGGUAAGGGCGCUGGAGGAGCUGGCGGGGGCGGUAGAGGUGGUGGUGAAGGUGGCGGUGGAGGUGACGGAGGGGGUGGGGGUGGCGGUGGGAGUGGUGGCGGGGAUGGGGGCUUCGGUGGCGGCGGUGGAGGCGGAGGUGACGGCGGUAGUGGCGGUGGGAGCAGAGGAGGCGGCAGUGGCAGCGGUGGCGGCGGCGGCGGUGGAGCUAGUCGGGGUGGCUCUGUGGCGGGGGUUGCUAUCUUUGAUCUUGAUUAUGAUACUAUUCUUGCUGCCAUGUAUGUUGUGUCUACUAGUGAUGACGGUGACUGUUACCUGUGUGUUCCGCCUGACCCGGGCAUUGAGGCUGCUGCUCUAGGUGCUGGUGAGGCUACUGCUCCAGGUGCUAGUGCGUCUGCUGCUCUAGGUGCUGGUGAGUCUGCUGCCCCACCUGCUGGUGAGUCUGCUCUCUCAGGUCUUUACCUCCCCUCGUUCUCUACGAACUUGGUAGCUGCGUCUGGUCAGGUAGCUGCGUCGGGUCAGGUGUUUGCUGCAGCGUCCAGGUCUGGUCCUGAGUCUGCCCCCUGCUCGUGUCGUCUCCUGUCUCACCAGACUCUCCUGUGGCACCACCGCCUUGGUCACCCCUCCUUGCCUCGUCUUCAAGGCAUGGCCUCCCGUGUCCUUGUCUCUGCUCUUCCCCGGUCCCUCCCUCCUCUUCCUCCGGGGCCUGCCCCUACCUGCGUUCCCUUCGUCGAGGGGUGGCAGCGCGCCGCUCCUCACUCCUCCGAGUUUCCUCCGACAGAGGCUCCUCUGCAGACACUUCACCUCGACGUGUAG